Molecule: messenger RNA, 2486 nt
Organism: Geodia barretti
Lineage: Eukaryota; Metazoa; Porifera; Demospongiae; Tetractinellida; Geodiidae
Source: the annotation of a GenBank genome assembly
UACAGUCACGUGCUCCACACAUCCUCGGAUAUCUGAUCUGACUGGCAGGCAGCUUGCUCGUGCAAGAUGCAUUUGUACCUGCAUUCUUUUCUUUUGCUGCUGCUGCUGCUAGUUGCUGCAAGCAACGCCCAACAACCUUCUGAUGCUAAGAUCACCAAUCUUCCGGGAGCAAACUUCACCAUCCCUUUCUCGCAGUAUGCUGAUUUUAUCACAGUCAAUGGCAGCCACGGCAGGCGACUGUUCUACUGGUUUGUGGAGUCUCAGAACGAUCCAGCCAAUGAUCCAGUACUUCUCUGGCUCAACGGUGGCCCAGGAUGCUCCUCCCUUGCUGGUUUAUUCACUGAACUGGGACCAUUCUAUCCUGUUGAUGGCGAGACCCUUGCUCGGAACCCAUACUCUUGGAACACUGUUGCUAAUGUCAUUUUCCUGGAGUCACCAAGUGGUGUUGGUUUCUCGUACUCUGACACUCGCUCUGACUACACCACUGGAGACCAGCAGACCACGCAAGACACAUUGCAGUUUCUCCUCAGUUUCUUUGCCAUUUACGAACAGUUUGCCAACAAUGAGUUUUGGAUAACUGGAGAGUCUUAUGGAGGUCAUUAUGUGCCGUGGCUGGCUAGAGCUGUGCUGGAGUGGAACUCCAUGAGUCCAGCCAACCCCAUCAACCUCAAGGGGUUUAUGGUGGGCAAUGCCUGGACUGACCCUCUCUAUGAUAACCGUGGGGCUGCCACCUUCUGGGCUCAGACUGGUAUCAUCAGCAACAGCACUUUCAGUGCGAUCCUCCGAACCUGCAAUUUCUCAGAUGUGGGACCGUUUGUUACAACUCUGGGCAAAGUGGCUGAGCCUGGAGAUGACUGCUCGGCCGCAGUAAACCAGGCUGAUGAAGAGAUGGGAGACAUCAACCUUUAUGAUAUAUAUGUGGAAGCAUGCAUUGGAACCAGUCGGGACAGACGUCACUUUGGCAAUGGUGGGGUCUCCUUGUUCAGGAGGACUGGGCAACGGAAGAGUUCCUCUCAAGACCCAUGCAUCGACAUCUACCUCACUGAGUAUAUAGUUGAAGACUCUCUUAUCUCUCCUAGUGUCACUGGUACCUCUAUAUUCACAGAUACUUACGUCGCGAGAACGUCAUUGAAGCCAUUCAUGCCUCUCAAUGCCCCAAUCGUUGGAGUGAAUGCUCUGUGUUGGUGGACUAUUCUCGCUCUGAUCUGCUGGCCCCAGUCAUUCCACUCUACCUCAAGUUCUUCUCGGAAAACAAGAUCAGGAUCUUGGUCUACAGUGGAGACGUUGAUGGAGUGGUACCUCACACAGGUACCGAGGAAUGGAUGGCCAGUAAGGAUGUAGGACUGACAGUAGAAAAACCUUUCAUGCCCUGGAAAGCAUCAAAUGGACAAGUGGGUGGCUACAGAACUGUGUACAAGCAGAUGACAUAUGCCACUGUGCGAGGAGCCGGCCACAUGGUACCAGGCACUCAGCCAUUGUAUGCACUGGACAUGAUAAAGGCCUUUCUUUCAGGCAAACUCUAAGAUAUUGCUCACACCUGUUGUGGAGAACAUUAUGUGUGUGUGACUAGCAGUUUCUAAAUAAGAAGCGUUGUCAAAUUCUUAGUUCCCCAGCUCGCAUGGGUAUAUAGCUAGAUUGUAAGUGCUGCAAGGGAUAGUCUGCGGGAAAAGAUGGGAAUUAGACUAUUUGUGUUUGUGCUGACAGUCGCACUGGCUGGUCAGGCAACGGGAGAAGAAGAGCUUUUUGUGGCAAGCCUUACAACUGCAGUGGCAGACUUCGUUUACGAGGAUCUCUCCUCGGGUCGAGGAGUGCACGUCGUGAGCACUUACGACAGUCUCCACAUUAGCACACUGGACGGCCGUGGUCUAGUAGCAGCCGACGAAUCAUCUGGGGAGUCUUUCCGACUGAUCGCAGUAGGUCGCACCAUGUUCAUUCAGGUAAAAACGGGCUCCACCGAGAGCCAAGAUUUCUCUGUGCCAGAUGCGUACACCGGCAUCCUAAGCAACACCGACUGGACGGUUUUGCGGGACUUGGUUCGCCUCCUGAAUUCCAGUUCCACUGACCAGGAGGCAAGCCAUGUAAAACUUUGGGAGUCGCUACUGACUGUCCUGAGCUUCCCUGAGGCCGCGCUCUUGCAGAAUGCUGCUGCAACGCUGGGCGGAACGGGAGUGACGGGCCUGAACUAUCCCAGCGUCCUGCCAUUCUACAUGGCGGCUCUACAGCUAAACCAACUGCAGGGAGGAAAUAUAACAGGCAGCAGCCUUCUGCAUGUGACAGAUGACAAUGGAUGUCUCAGCGAAUGCCCACCAUGUCCUUACCAGGACUGCCUGGGUCUGUGCGGCUACGGCUGCAACUGCUGGAAGUGGGUUUGCGGGGAUUGUUGCUACCAUCUCGGCUGCUACGAACACGACAUAUGCUGCCGCACAAAGUUUGUUCGUACAGCCUGUCUCCUCCCCUUCAGCUUCAAAUGUGAAUCUGGCUACACC